AUGGAAGGAACAUCAAAUGGACCAAAUUUGGGAACCGAAGAGGACGAGUCAGAACUGAAAGAAAAUGAAUGGGACGAGGCAAAACGGGAUGGGAAAGAAUGGAACGAUGCGGAACGAGACGGGAAGAAGCAGGAUGAGGCAGAACAGAAAGAAAAUGAACGGGACGAGGCAAAAUGGUAUGUGAGUGAAUAUGACGGAGAGGAACGAGACGCGAAGAAAUAG
This is a messenger RNA of Microthlaspi erraticum, 222 nucleotides long. The record is from the annotation of a GenBank genome assembly. Lineage: Eukaryota; Viridiplantae; Streptophyta; Magnoliopsida; Brassicales; Brassicaceae.